GAAAAGCGCACCGCAGCCGAAAUCUUCAGUGGUUCAAUCUCAGCGGCUUUUUACACUGACUGGAUCCUGCGCGCAGCCACAGCGUCUGCACCGAGUGGUUUACGACACACACGCACACACACAUACUUGGUGUCGAAGAGUUAGCCGGAUAGUUUCUUUGAACCAAUAAGUUAACUUAAAAAGACCGGCAGCGAUGACAGCCGAGCUCAUUUCACCUCGAAGUGACUGAGACCCGCAUCUCGCCGCGUCGCAUCCAAUCCGGUUGACCCUUCAGUGAGGAUGACAAGGACGUACAGGAUGAACUCCGCUUUCACACUCGUGCUACUUGGACUGGUUGGGGCUGUGGCCAAUAAGGAGGAUUGUUUGACAGGUCAGUAUACGGCUGGUGGAGAAUGCUGUGAGGAGUGCCAGCCCGGCGAGGGCGUCGUCAAACCAUGUGGAGUCACACAGACUGCCUGCGCCCCCUGCCUUGACAGUGAAACCUUUUCAGAAAACUUCAGCCACACAGAGAAAUGUAAGACCUGCACAAUAUGCACAGGCCUAUUUCGCAUGAAGGCACCCUGCACAGAUUCCAACGACGCCACCUGUGUUUGCAACUAUGGCUACUAUAUGAAUGAACUCUCUCAGCGGUGUGAACAUUGCACCAGAUGUCCUGAAGGCAAGGGCAUGCUCCUCAGCUGUGAGUUUGACCAUGACUCGAUGUGUGAGGAGUGCACCGGGGACACCUACUCGGACCAGGAGAGUUCUCGGGAGCCCUGCAUCCCCUGCACUACCUGUGAUGAUGCGGAAGUGUUACAGCUCUGCACCGCUUUCACUGAUACAGUUUGUCAAGUUACUACAGUUUACGAUUAUGUGUCUCCUACGGCCUUUUGGGGUAACUUCACGGCCACUGAUGAUGACUUCCCACCAGACACCCCCCCACCAGAGGUGCCUAGAGACACCACCACCACCACGAAUGGGGAUUCCAAGGAGCCGAUCUACCAUCUGAACGACAAACUCAUCCCCAUCUACUGCUCCAUCCUGGCAGCUGUUGUCGUCGGCCUCGUGGCCUUCAUCAUCUUCAAGAGGUGGAACAGCUGUAAGCAGAACAAGCAAGGAGCCAAUAACUGCACAGUCAACCAGAACCAGACGCCGUCACCUGAAGGAGAGAAGCUGCACAGUGACAGUGGCAUUUCUGUAGACAGCCAAAGUCUGCAGGAGCAGCAGGGCCAGACUCAGGCACAGACAGUUGUCACCAUCGAUGAAGAGCCUUGUUUGCUCCUUCCUCUCAAAACCAGAGAGAAGGUGGAGAAGCUGCUGUUCAGUGGCAGCGAAGGAGACGACUGCAAACACAUGGAGGACAGCGACUGGUGCAACCUCGCGGGCCUCCUGGGAUACGAGGAGGAGCGGAUUGCCACCUUCCAGCAGGAAGAGCAUCCUGUCCGCUCGCUACUGUCUGACUGGGCGAGCAAGGACUGCGCCAGCAUCGACACGCUGUGCACGGCGCUACGCAAAAUCAACCGUGACGACAUCGCCCAGAGUCUGGUGCUAAGCCCGAGUGCUACGAAGCCCACCGCCACUUCUGUCGUGUGAUUGAAGCCCAACUGUGAGCCAUGACCACCUUAACCCUAAUAUUCUUCCAUGGCCUCCCUCACUUUGAGCUAUUCCCUCUUGAAGCCAGGAGUCAAAUACCACGAGUCCUGAAGAAUCAUUUAAUGUGUUAACGAGGCAGAGGCCAGAAAUUAAGACAAAAACUGAUUGAAUAUCAAUGUACCUAAUCAAGCCAAAACCCUUCACGUAACCAUCAGGAUGUGCUUGUAAUCAUUCAUGCUCACAUUAUAAAACCCACACAAUUCAAAGCCUAUGUGGAAGGAAAUUAUCUCUAAUCAUUCUGAUUUUUAGCAUUUAUGUCCACCUGCCUUUCCACAUUAUAUGACAUCCAGUUCAACGUUCUCCAGCUUUAUUAACCAUCGAGCAGCAGUGAGCUUUAAACUGAAUUCAUUGUGGAUACCUGGCUCUUUAAAUCCCACAGCGUGAUCCUCUGCAUCUUUAUUCAUACAUAUUCAUAGUCAAUUUUUCCCAUAAUUAUAGCAUUCAUAAAGCAUUGUUGUAUCUUUCAAUUUUACAAAUCUAUGCUACCAAAGAGGAGUAAACGUCUCAAGAGCAAACAAGCAACAUUAUUUACAUGCCAUGUUAGACUAUUUGAUUUUAGGUUGUCAAAUGACUAUAGUGUUUGUCACUGCUGCCCCAUGACGCCUGCAUACCACAGAGCAACUGGAUCUUCGCAAAUAUGACAACCGGAAGAAGGAUGCUUGGACGCUUUUCAAAUGAACCGGUUCUCCUUUAGCAACAAACAAAAGUCCAGCUACUUACUCUUAUUUUAAAUAUGUGUAUUCGAUUCAAGACAUUGAGCUGCAGCACAUGGAAUCUCAACUAACUAGGUAUUGCAGUUUAUCCGACAAGUGCUAUAAGAACUGACUUUGCCAACGAGGUGGUCUGUGGGUCAUUGACCAAGGCAACAUGAGACACUGUUCUGUGUGCUCAGGCCUAUCUGCAUAACACAGGAGCUCCCACACAGACUCACUCAUCCUGACCCAGAACAGGGACGGACGUGAAAUUCAACUACGUAUACAGUGUAUGGCAGACAAGUGCACACACACACACGCACACACACACACACACACAUAAACACACCUACAGUAUGUAACAAUGCGUGUACUAUUCAAACAAACACACACAGAGUACAUGUAUACAUUUACAUACUUAUUCAUUGUAGAAGACAGAAACACAGAAAACUUUAAAUCCUGCCAUAUUCUGAAAGGAAAACGCUCAUACAUUGUUUAACAUCAUUAUAACUUGUGUGCUCUAGAUGGUAAAAUGCUACCUAACAUUAAACAGCAUGCAUAAACUAGCAACUCAUUGUCAGCCAGUGCAUACCAAGAAAAACAAAUACACAAUCAGGAUGCAAAAGUGGUUUGCUUAUUUUCUCAGGGUUCUUGAAUGAUUGUGUUACUGCAUCAAUACUACACUUAUUAUUGCACCCUCUAUAGACGCUGUGUUUAUCUAAAGCAGAGGCUCUAGACAAUCCUUCAAACAAGCGAAUAAGAGAGGGAAACGGGCCAGAGAAUGGAGGAAAAGGGUGUCUUGUUUCCUCAUUGUUUGCAACAAUGACCUCUGGAUAAAAGGCAAGUCAGUGGAGACAUAAGUCAAAGGAUGUGGGAUGAUCGGACUGAGGGGAAGCGGAAAAGUUUUGGAUUACUUAAAUGUAAAGUUGAAACCCAACUUUGCUUUAUCAGCUUGUUUAAGCAUGCAUUGUGUUGUGCUGCAGCCAUUUGGUUUGAAUGUGUCAAAGCUUACUUCAAAAAUUGUAUUAUGUUGAUAUUAUAUUGCUGCCAAAUGAGGACCAGUAGCCCCUUUAUGUUUUCUUUCUUUUUGGGGGAACAUUUUUGAAGGAGCAAAUAGUUUACUGUGCUAAACUUACCUAAACCACCAACUUCAUCUGUUACAUUGAGGUACAGAUUGUACAUUGUUACUAACCACUAUCAUACUAAGCAUCAUGCUGUAGUGUUACUUUAAAUGAAGGUUUUCUCACUCUACUCUCUAAGGAUUGUUGUAUUUUAAUUCCUCAAUAACAACUGUAAACGGUAUUAAGUUUUCUUAUUGUCAUAUAGAUUCUAGUACUUAAAUGUGUAAUUUUGUCUUUUUGCAUCCCAAGUGCCUGGGAACUAUUUCAGGAGUCCGCUGAUGUUGUACAUGUGUUGUUUUUAGCUGUUUUUGUAAGUAUAUUUUCUUUAGUUGUCAUUUUUUUACUUGUAAAUAAUUUGUCUUUUUCUAGUUUUUAUUUUAGUUCAAGCCUAGAAGGCUCUACUGUACAAUAUCUUUGUUAAGGGGAUGUUGUUACAAUGUCAAUGCUGUUCUAGUUUAAAAGGGUACAAAGGACAAAGGGAAAGUAGGUGCCUUUGUGAGGGAGGAUACUUUGAACAGAUUAUUCACCACCAAGUGUAGUUUAUUAAUGUAGUGUGUCAUAAAGACUGUCCACGAAUAGGGAACACAUUUAAAAUACCUUUAAGGCUAAUCAGAACUAGAAAGGCUAUAAUCGUCCAUUUGGAAAAACACCACCUGCCACCCAACUCACUGUACAACAUUAUAAAACCCUGUGGUGGGAAUACAGUGAGUCAAUCAGUCAACAUACAGUAUAACAUUUUUGCAGAGUUAGCAGACAAGAGCAUAACCACUAUGUGUACGUUCAAUAUAAAGACGACAGCCAGCAGCCACUUAGCUUAGCAUAAAGACUAGAAACAGGAGAAACAUUUAGCAUGGCUCGGUACAAAGGUAACAGAAUCUGCAUAGCAGCACCAAGCCCCCAGCAAUUUUACAUAGUAGCCAACUGGUUGAAUUACAAUUUCCUGGUCCGUCACGUGAUACCAUUGGGCCCAAAUAUUGUUUCCAACAGACUUACAUUGGGAAAGAGACAUCUGAAAAUCAGUGGCACAUUUCUUUCGGGGUGAUCAUCUUCUAUGUACAAAUACCCUUGAUUAAAUCAUUAGUUUCAAAUUGAAAGUUUCAAAAUGCACUAAUAGCUAAAUCCAUUUUCUUUCCUCCGUUCAUGUGAAGUAACAUGCUAGCUGUUUCCCCCUGUUUUCAGUCUAUAUGUUAGGCUACGCUAACAGGCUGCUGGUCGUAGCUGUACAUUAUCAAACAGACAUAUUAUUUGAAAAAUUACACAACACUAAAUAUGACUGGUUGUCAGGAUUGAGGACACUUAAAAAAGUUUUUCAAUAUUAGCCUACCACAUAAAAGCCCUUUGUUCAUUGUACUCAAACUUAGUCAACACUAUCUUCAGAGUUGUGAAUUGUGACUGAAGAUGGAGGUGUUUUCCUUGGACAGUAUUUGUUUAGUUUGAUAGAUAUGAGUUUAAUUGAGUUAACAGUGAUAUUGAAUUGCGUGUACAAUAAACCCAACUGAAGGUGAACAUGUCAUGUUAUUGCACUUGAGAGUAACAAAGUAGUCCUGCAGAUACGGGGUUUGAGGGUGGAUGGGGGGGGUAAUGAAAAGAUAACGUUUUGUUUUUUAAACCCUGGUAAUGUAGCUCAUGGUAACAAGACUGACAGGGCACCAGAACUGAAUUGUAUAGAUCUGAGAAAUACUGAAUGUUCCUUGUAUACUAAUACUGUACUAUACUUAAUGUGAAUUUGCAAAAUUCCUACAUCAGACAAGCAGUAACCAAUAAUAAAGGUCUUAAAUCCACUUAAA
This is a messenger RNA of Cyclopterus lumpus (lumpfish), 5232 nucleotides long. RefSeq names its product nerve growth factor receptor b (gene ngfrb). Lineage: Eukaryota; Metazoa; Chordata; Actinopteri; Perciformes; Cyclopteridae. The transcript has 6 exons. The record is from RefSeq and is a predicted model, not a curated record. Gene Ontology annotation, cellular component: plasma membrane; cell surface. Gene Ontology annotation, molecular function: coreceptor activity; nerve growth factor binding; death receptor activity. The coding region runs from base 280 to 1572 and encodes 430 amino acids. Gene Ontology annotation, biological process: Rho protein signal transduction.